AGUGCUUAAGACCGGACUCGAAUAAGACGGUCUUAUACGAGGCCUUAAGAUGGCGUUUGGUUCCAUAGACGUCAAACAAGACGGUCUUGAGACGCGGCAAAUAAGACGGUCUUCAUCAAGUCGGUCUUAUUCGAAGCGUGCUUACAAGGUUGCAUAGUCCAGUCUUAUUUGAAAUAAGCAUGGUCUUGAGCACGCAACGUUUCAUAGUCAAUUAACGCAGUCUUAUUUACGUAUCUUGAUCAAGUCGAGUUCGGACUGCACUUAAGCAAAUGCUUGUUGCCUAAAUAUUACUCAAUUGUUCUGAUGCGUACGAAAUUGAUAAUUACGAAUUGUUUGGAAAAUAUUAUAUUCGAACAAUAUAAAUUAACAGGAAUAGAUUGUGAAGGAAUGUUUGGGAAAGUGCAGCUGGGACGGGAUUAUUUACUGUAAAAGGGUAGCAACGGAAACUUGCAAUUGAAAUAGAGGUUAUGAGAGCAUUCGCUUUGAAUAAUUUGUGAAGUGAAGUGAAUAGUGAAAUUCUAUUGACAUGGCGAAUAUGCAAGAUAUGUUUAAUUUCUACGAUCAGAUCGAAGAAAUGAAUAAUAUGAUUGAGGUGGUUGCAAUGGUCAACGUUGGGCCGAAUGACGAAGACGAGGGUGAAGUACAGCGAGCUCCGAAGAGAUACAUCAGAGAUGGUCAAAACCCGUUCGAGUUUUAUUCCGAGCAGGAGUUCAAACGGCGAUUCCGAUUUUCAAAGGACGGUAUUAUGUACGGAAUACUACCUAGAAUACUACUACCUCGAAGCUGCCUUAGUCAGUGCCAAUAAUCGUGGUCUACCAAUUCCACCUGUCAUGCAAUUAUUAAUAUGUCUACGAUUUUAGGCUACCGCUAGCUUUCAACUCGUCAACGGAGAUCUGAUGACUAUAUCGCAGUCUACAGUAUCGAGGAUAAUACACAGAGUAUCGGCUCAAAUUGCAUCAUUGAUUCACGCAAUUAUCAAAAUUCCUAGUACGGAAGCUGCUAUGAUCGCAAACAGAGAUCUAUUCAGACAACUUGGUGCACGCAGGGAGGGUAUCGGUUUACCUGGCGUUGAUGGCGCUAUCGACUGCACUCACAUUCGAUUAUGUCAUACGAAAUUUGCAGACCUGCAGGAGGUUUAUAGGAAUCGUAAGGGAUAUUUUUCCCUCAACGUACAGGCAGUUGUCGGACCCAAUAUGGAAUUCUUGGAUGUGGUUCCGAAAUGGCCUGGAAGUAACCAUGACAGUCGAAUAUUCCAAAAUUCACGAAUUUACAUGCGGUAUCAUGAGAGACAACUUACUGGAACCCUGGUUGGAGAUGCCGGCUAUCCGUGCUUGCCAUUUCUGCUGACUCCGCUGGCAAAUCCAAUUACAGAUGUUCAACAAAGGUAUAACAACGUACAAAGCAGAACAAGGCAAAUUUUCGAAAGAACAUUUGGAGUUUGGAAGCGACGUUUUCCUUGCCUAUCCCGAGGUUUGGGAACCAAAUUGUUGUGCUCUACCACAAUUGUUGUAGCUUGUGCCGUACUACACAAUUUAUCACUAACAUUGGAUAAUGCUCUUCCGGAAGAUAAUCGCAUCGAAGAAGAAGAAGCGGAUGAAUUGCCACCUCAAGCACCGCAUUGGCAGCCUGGAGAGGGUUUUGCAAUACGCGAAGCUCUAAUCGAACGGUUAUUCAUUUAAUCAAAAUAUAUGUAUAUCAAGUUAAUUUAAUUGUGAAGACUAAUUGAUUUUAGAAUGAAUAUACUCCAAAUAUUUAAUAAAA
Neodiprion virginianus is the source of this 1761-nucleotide messenger RNA. RefSeq names its product putative nuclease HARBI1. NCBI's taxonomy places the organism in Eukaryota, Metazoa, Arthropoda, Insecta, Hymenoptera, Diprionidae. The record is from RefSeq and is a predicted model, not a curated record. Bases 897 to 1679 code for a protein of 260 amino acids. The transcript is spliced from 4 exons.